Anolis carolinensis (green anole) is the source of this 4650-nucleotide messenger RNA. It is a transcript of the gene chac2, whose product is annotated as ChaC glutathione specific gamma-glutamylcyclotransferase 2. The coding region runs from base 122 to 745 and encodes 207 amino acids. Gene Ontology annotation, cellular component: cytoplasm. The transcript is spliced from 3 exons. Gene Ontology annotation, biological process: glutathione catabolic process. Gene Ontology annotation, molecular function: gamma-glutamylcyclotransferase activity; glutathione specific gamma-glutamylcyclotransferase activity. NCBI's taxonomy places the organism in Eukaryota, Metazoa, Chordata, Lepidosauria, Squamata, Anolidae. The record is from RefSeq and is a predicted model, not a curated record.
GGGAGGCGGGGCGGAGAGGCGACGUGGAAGCCCGGAGCGGCCCGGCUGGUGCGGAGGAGCGCCCAGGCCUCUGUUUUGCGGGCACUACAAGCCCCAGCGUGCCUUGCGGCGGGAGAGGAGCAUGGAGAGCCCCCUGCCUGGCGGUCCCCGGGAGAGCCGGGCAGAGCGCGCCGGCGGGGCGAGAAACAUGUGGGUGUUCGGCUACGGCUCGCUCAUCUGGAAAGUGGACUUCCCUUACGAGGACAAGAUGGUGGGCUACAUCACGGGCUACAGCCGCCGCUUCUGGCAGGGGAGCACCGACCACCGCGGGGUCCCGGGAAAGCCUGGAAGAGUUGUGACACUUAUUGAAGAUCCUGAGGGCUGUGUAUGGGGAGUUGCAUACAAACUACCAAUCGGACAAGAAGGCGAAGUAAAAGCAUAUCUUGAUUUCCGAGAGAAAGGUGGCUACAGGACUACAACUGUUCUUUUCUAUCCCAAAGAUCCCUUAGUGGAACCGUUCGACGUCCUACUAUAUAUUGGAACCUGGGAAAACCCUAACUACCUUGGACCAGCACCUCUGGAAGAAAUUGCUGAACAGAUUUUUAAUGCAGUUGGUCCAAGUGGAAGAAACACAGAAUACCUCUUUGAACUCUGCAACUCCCUCAGGGAUCUUGUACCAGAAGAUGUAGAUGAACAUGUUUUUGCUUUAGAGAAACUAGUAAAGAAACUCUUGGAACAAGAACAGCAAAAUCUUAAUUCCGUAUAAAACAAAUAUUUCAAACAUUCACCAUCCUCAGAAUAAUGGUUUCAUAGACACAUAUGCUGAAUUUGUAGCUGUUCCAUCUGGACUUUACAAUACAUGUUUCCUCCAGGGCACUACUGUUGUUACUCAGUAGAAAAUGUGUUUAAAACUAUGUCUUCAGGAGUUGAAGGGAGGAAAACCUUUGGGUUUUUGUAAUAAAUUCAAACAAUGUAUUCUUCAUUUCUUGAAUAUAAGAAAUAAUAUAGGCCCAGUUUUAAGUUUGAGAAGAAACUUUAUUGAUUUCAAGCUAUUUCUAUUUUUUGUGUUUUAAAAAUAUAGAUUUGGACUAGAUCCUGCACUUGGACAGACUAUGGAUAUAAUCCUGGUCGUAUUUACUUGGUGCCCCCCGCCCAGUCAAAUUGAGGUUUGCUUCUGUUGGUAAACAUGCAAAAGGUUGAGCUUUAUGUGUCAAUUUGGGCCUGGAUCACAAUUACUCAACAACAAAACAGUGCCAGUGGGGUUUAUUGAUUACAACACUGACAUGGAAAUCCUCUGUACAGUUAUUUAGGGGUAAGUCCCAUGGAAGAAUUUAAAGUAAACUUUAAUAGAUUUGCACUGUUAAGUGGUAAUUAUUCCUAUGCAAGAACUGGGUCCACUGUAAAGCUACAUUAGAAAUGUUUUAGAAUACACUCACCACAAGGUAUUUAUUAUCUACUUCAGCACUGGACUCAGUAGUUUUGUAUACAUUAACUAUUUGUUCUUUGCUAAGUUGAGCAAAUAGUUCUUGAAGAAAAUGGCACUUUCCUUUUAAGAUACACAUAGCGUCAAGAUUUUCAGGAACAAUCAAUAACUAAUACCAUAUUGGUGCCUUAUUUUAUUUUUUUAUCACAGGACAUUUUAAACAGUUGCAAAAAGGAGUAUGACUUGAAUCUGCAAUAGCAAGAAUGUUCAGAAACUCCCAUUCUUAUUCACUAGGCAUUUUUCCAGAAAUUUUUAAAUGAGCUGAAACAGGUGGCCACUGUAUACAGAUCUUUUUUGGUCCUCUCCCAGUGACUUAAAAUCUAAAAUUACACUUGUAGCAGCCCAGUGUUCAAAAUAUACCAGUACCAAUCUGUAUUAUGAUCCCUACUGAAGGCUGAAAUUUUGUAGAAUUGGUAUGAGAAUUAAUCUAGUACAGUUGGUUCUUAGUAUCCAAGGAUUCAACCAUCUACAGCUUGAAAAUAUUUGCUCAAAAAUUUCCAAAAGGGAACUUUGUGCCAUUUGAUACAUGGGGCACAAUUAUACUAUGCCAUUGUAUAUACUGGUACAUGGGCAUCCAUGGACUUUGGUAUCAUGGGUAUAUUGGAACCAAACUCCAAGAAAUAUAAAUGGCCCCUGUGUCGAAGUACACACAUAAUAAAGAAGAUCACAUACUCUGCAUCCUUAAUGUAUUGUGAUUCCAGCCACACAGCAGGAAUAGAAGGCUUACACAGAUAAGAAUCUUGAUAUUUGCUACUCUGGUGUAGCACUUAUGCUACUACAAAAAAGGAUAGAGAAAGCUUGUCUUUCUCAAUUUACAAAAAGCUGUGAAUUCUUGAGCUGCUUGUUUAUACCACAUUCCUCCUUCUAGGUGCAGCCUUGGAGUUAUAGGCAUUCUGGAAACGCUGCCUUGGAAAAUCGCAGGCCAUUUCAGAACUUUGGUAAGGCUAUCCCUAUCUCAGGGCCCUUCUACGCUGUCAUAUAAAAUCCAGAUUAUCUACUUUGAACUGGAUUAUAUGGCAAUGUAGACUCAGAUAAUUCCAUUGAAAGCACAUAAUGUGGAUUAUCUGCUUUGAUAAUCUGAAUUAUAUGGCAGUGUAGAACGGGCCUCAGUUAAAUCUUUCUGUCACUGGUAUCAUCCUCAGGCAUUUUCUUUACCUGCAGAAAGAAAUGGAUAACUGGGAGACAGAGAUAACAGUAGGGAAAAGAGUAAAGGCAUCUCUGCCUUAUUUGAAACAGAAUUUGGUUUAUUGAUAGGAGGUAGUUCAUACGCAGAACAGCUGCUAGCUUGAUUCCCCAUCAUGACUUUAUGUUAUAUCUGCUUCAACCCUAACUGAUUACCACUAAUAUAUUUCCUUCUAACCUGGAUGUUCAUAUUCUUGUUAAAUGUGGGAACCCUACAAUUUGGCAUAACGUUAAGAUAUGGUUUAAAGCUACCAAGUAAAUAAAGGAAAGAUAAUGAUGAGAUUGCAUAACAGAAAACCUACGUUGAAAGAUUUGUGCACCUGUGAAUAUCUCAGGUUGCUUUUAAGCACCUUAGUAAUUUCUAUGGUGCAUGACAAAAUAUUUUUGAGACCAUGGGGAGCUGAAAACAAACUUAACAUGUCAUGGGGAACUGGCUUCAGAGGCAAAAUUCUCGGUGAGCACAAGCUAUUAAAUAUCCUAAUGUACCUCUCUGGAUGCAGAUUACUGUCUUUAGGAGAAGGAGCACAAUGCAUAGCAAGUGACUGGAAUUUAACCUCAGCAAUCAUUUAGGCAUUUCUGAAAAUAAUUAGCCUAAUUAUUGUGAAAGAUAAGCAGGAGUUUCCAUUUCAACUGUGAAUUACUUUUUUCUCAGAGUUUUAAAUUAUUUUCUUGAAGUCUUCAACAAAAGCAUAUUUUUGUAUUUUAAUAUAUAGAAAGGUUGUGUUCAGAAUGUCAAGUACUAUCCCAAUCUCGUAUAGCAAAAAUGUGGUUCUAUAUUUGUGUCCAGUAUUCAGACUGAAGCCUGUAUUGUUUUGAAUCAGUAACAUUUAUGUUGUGUGUUUGUUUACCAUUCUCCUCCAUUUUCUUAUCUAUUGUUUGUAUAUACUUUAUUCUCCAUUUUUGAGGGAGAGUACCUGUCUUCAAUGGACUAAGAAGAUUUAUGAAGAGGGCUUCUAAAUUAGAAAGAUAAUAUGCAUUCCACAAAUAUAGCUUACUGAAGGUCUUAAAAUAGCUUUAUCACAUUAUUUUACUGGCUAUGAAAAGGUGACAUAAGUCGUAAUACAAGCAAAUACACAGUUAUAGGUAAAUCCCUAUUAAGGAUACAAUCUUCACCAUUAAAGUCAGUGAAAUUUUAAUCAUUUGGUUUCCGUAUGAACAGGAUCAUCUCUUUAUUAAUAUCCAAUGGAGCUUCAGGUUUUUAUUUCAAAAGCAGCAACUUCAUAUGUGAAAAAAAAACGUGAAAAAAAUCUGAGAGGAAUUUUAAUAGUGGUUAGUAGAAUGGAUGGGAGUCUGUUGCACACAUGCAAAUCCACAGCAUAUUAAAGUUAUGUCUUUAGAAUUAGCUAUAAACUUCUAAAAAGUAACAGUCUCAAGUAUAUGACAUCAGAUACAGAAAAAUCAAAAUAUUAAAAAUAUUAACUGAGCACUUCUGUUUAAGCUGAAAAUUAGAAGUGCCAAAAAGAUCCAUCAGAAUUCCUAGGUAGUGACUCUUUAGGUACUUACACUAAAUUUGAAAAUCCAUAUUUAUAUUUCUUUGAUUUCCAUUUCUGUUUCUAAUAAAAAGCACAAUUCUUAAAGAGAAAACUGUUUAAGCCCCUGAUAUUCUUCACACAUGUGUAUAUUAAACCAUUACCAGUAAAUGCAUUUCAGUACAGUCUAUAAUAUUCAAUAAAAAAGUUUCUUUUUGCAAAAGUUAGUAGAACCAGUCAAGAGGCAACUGAGCACUCCCUAUAUACCUCUGUAGUAUAGCACAAGAGCUAUAGUUGACUUCUUUAUGGUUCCAUAUUUUGUAAGGUAACUGUAUUGUAGGUAUGUGCCAAGGACUAUAUUUUCCCCCAGAUUCAUGUACUACAAUAAGAAAUAUUGUGAUAUAUUCCAUUUUGUGCAUGUAACUUCAGUACAAUAAAAAGGCACCAUAUUUAUUCAAAUGCCAUUGGAAAAGAAAGAAAUGUUUUCACUUUGACCAAAUUUCACACUAUUAUAAAAAAAGCAUCUGAAAAACUACA